CGUGGUGGCAGCGGCGGCAGCGACGGCACCACAGAUGAAGCCAAGAGUGACGACAACGAUGACGACGAACAAGACCACCUCCACGACCACCAGGACCACCUCCACGACCACCAGGAUCACCUACACGACCACCAGGACCACCUACACGACCACCAGGACCACCUGCAUGACCACCAGGACCACCUACAAGACCACCUGCACGACCAUCAGGACCACCUGCAUGACCACCUCCACCACGUCUCGCUCAAGACGCACCACCACCAGACCAGAAACGGCAAGUCACGUGAGGCGAACGGCGAGUGUGAGAGAUACACGGAGGUGGCUCCCCGCCGGACGCCGAGGCUGCAGGAGGCGCCGGAGAUUCACGAAGCCUCACUGGAGACGGAGAGACACAGCACCAAAGUUCGCGAAGGUCGCCGCUCCAGUAGACACUCUAAGGUUGUCGAGAAACCCCCGAAAAACAACAAUCACUUGAAGGAUCUGAAGGAAGAGGCCGAGGGCAAGUGGAACCAGGAAAACCGGUUAAAAACGAAGGAGGGAACACGGGAGUACGAGACUCGAACCAUCCUCGAACACAGAGUGAAAAGUGAGACUAACCACGUAGAAGAACGGAGAGAAAAGAAGGCUCGAGUGAAGCUAAAACCCAAGGUGGAAGUGAAGCCAGACACUGACGCCGUACAAAACCACGCCCGCCCGCCAGAGGCUGACGACAACCGUCUAGUACAAGAAGUGGAGGUGGACCAGGAGCUGCAUCUCCACCACCACCAUCACCACCUACAACACUACCAACAAGCUCAACAACAACAGCAACAAACGCAACAGCAGCAACAAACGCAACACCACCAACAACAGCAGCAGCAACAACAGCAGCACCAUCAGCAACAGCACCAUCACCAGCAACAUCAGCAACCACAACACCAUCAGCAACAACAUCUACACCACCAACAACCACCGUCGUUACCACUACUACAACAACAGUUGUUAGCAGAUGAUAUUGAAGUCGACUCGAACUGCCAUGUAAAUCUCGAAGUAGAAGACAAGAAAAAGAAGAAAGACGACAGAAGAGACGAGAAGAGAAAGAAGAAGUUGAAACACCUAGAAGAAGAAAACCUCUCUAAGCGGCUCUACGAGGCUCGGGAGGUGACGACGCUGGAGCUGCGGCCGCCGCCAGCGGACCUCCUCCUGCCCAAAGUGAAGGAGCAGGAGAGUGGCGUGCUGGAGGGUGUGGGCGUGAGGGAGGAGGAGGAGAGGCGUGUGGCUAUACGCAUCAAGCUGUGUGGAGAGUGCGGUGCGCGUCACGUAGCAGGAACGUGUCCGUUCUCUCGCCCCACCCACGUUCUCCCGGACACAUGCUCGCCGCCCACACACGACCUGCCGCAGCAGAACGGCGUGAUCGUAGCCCCGCCCCACCGAGACUCCCCCGUCAAUCUCUCCGGACGGGAGGAGGAACGUGAGGGAGAAACGUGGCGGGAUCCACAGCGCCCCGGCUCGCCAACCUGCUACGCUAGAACCAGCCUUCCCCCGGGCCUCUCCCUCGAACGUCGCGUCCUCCCGCCGCCGCAGGACAGCUCCGUCGAUAGCGACAGCGACGUAGGCGUGAUGGGCGUGACGCAAGUGCCCGGGCGGCAGGUGGAGGUGGUGGUGGCACGGGCGGCACUCACCAGAUACACUCAACUUGGCCCUGUCGUAGGAGUACCUGUCAGAGAGAGAGACAUACCUGACGACUUCUGCAUGGUCAACCUGUGGGAGGUAUUCAGCGGUGAGGGGAAGCGAUAUGUAAGUACGGUGGACCCUCGUCGUAGCAACUGGACCAGGUACCUGAGACCGGCCCCGGACCGCGACUCAGCCAACCUCGUGGUGGUCCUCAGACCAAUCCUGGACCCCAGUGACGACUGUACGGGGAUGGUUGUGAUGGGCGGCGUGGGUGGCGUGGGCGGCGUGGGCGUGUUCCUCAUCACCACCCAGGACGUGAGUGUGGGUCAAGAGCUCAUGUUCUGGGCCCAUGACCCAACCCUCGCCUGGUCCAGGAAGAAGAUGGAGAAGACCAACUGUGGAGGUUGCAACAUGAAGUUCUCUCACCCGCUCUACUAUCGGAUGCACUGUUCUGUCUUCCACGACCCAAACUACUCCCUCACCAUCCGCAAGUACCACUGCAAGGUGUGCGGGCUGGCGGUGCUGGGCAAGGAGAACAUCAUGCGGCACGCAGCAGAGCAACACGAGGGUCGCGGAGCCUACCAGUGCCAGUACUGCAAGAAGUUCUUCUUGCGGCUACACUCGCUGGACAUGCACGUCACGUACUCCUGCAGCCGCAACCCGGCCCGAGUCUUCCCCCUCUGCGACUACUGCGGCAAGAAGUUCUGCCAGCCGCAGCAUCUGCGCUCUCACCAGAAGCGCAUGCACGCAGACAUGGCUGAGGUGCUGAGGGAGUUUCAGUGUAAGCUGUGUUUCAAAGUCCUGGGAUCAAGAGCCGCUCUUCAGAGACAUCUGAAGGAAGUCCACCAUAAGGACCUGAGUACGGGAGCCACUUGUGACCGCUGUGGCAAGAUGUUCCAGAACAAGAGUAACCUGAAAAUCCACAUGCUUACUCACUCCGGCGUCAAGCCCUUCAAGUGUAUUGAGGCGAGUUGUAACGCAGCCUUCACAACCAAACAGUGUCUACAGUUCCACUACAAGAAAGUACAUGGUUACACCUGCGAGAGCAUGCCAACCAUAGAACGUUGUAUCCCCUACACCUUUGACUCGUACUCUGGUGGGAUGGUGAACGACCCGGGGCGGGGUAAGGUGCCCAACCUUCCCAGCCAGAACUCCGAUUCCCUGGGACAACAGCCCACGUCAAUCGCUACUCCAGCUGAGCCCCCGACCACUGAUGACUCUUCACAUAGUGCCGACCCUCCUCUCUCCUCCCUCUCUGCUAGUGAAGCGUCUCCAACCUCGAGAGCGGAUCUUCUACUGGCUGCUGCAGCCAAGUUACCGCCGGCAGCGACUCUGCAUGGUUAUGUUACUAAGUACGCAGCGACAGCUACUCGUCUUGUUAGUAAAGGUUCUCGCAAGUGGCUGGGAGAUCCCUUGGAUAUGCAAGACCGAGACUACGAUGAUGAUGCUCGAGAUGUUUAUGACUUUGAUGACCGCUUGGAAGAAGAGCUCAUGCAAAAGAGAAAGAAAGAAGAUGAUAUAACUGGGGAGGAAAAAUUAUAUAGAAGGGAGUCCAACGCGUCGCUGCUGGUGGAGGCCGCCCUUAAUGUAGCGGAGCAAACGAUGAAGAUGGACGGGCGGGGUGUGGGCAGCCACGACCGUUUGCUGGGUUACAGUGGACGCUACUCUCCCUUGCCACCAAGUUCGGUAGUGACCUCUAUGGAGCAGAUACUGCCCCAUGAUGCAGCUCUUGCAACGCACGUCAAAUACACCAGCGCUGCCGACGACGAGCGCGCGCACCUCGAGUACACCUUAGAACGAGAAUACGACCCUCGUGACUUGCCAGAGGUCAUGGUGGUACACGAAACGAUAGGCAGCCGUGAACUCAACGAGCAACUAAGCCACGACUUGCAAGACAAUCUUCAUGCUGCUUUAGAUCAUCUGCCCCCGACCUCCGAUGACCUGCACCACUCUCAUCAUCACUCUGACCACGCUCAUAAUCUCACCUUAGUUAAGUCAGAUGACCUCCCACCACCAACCCCUGCCACACCAGUAGACCCCGGCACGCCCAUGGCCCCGCCCACGCCGCUCAGCUCCAGCGGUGGGCUGGAGCCGACGCUGCAAGUGCUGGACCAGUUGCCGGUGUCUCAGGGGCUGCCAGUGUCAUUAUCCUCGUCAUUAUCAGUAGGUCUGGAUAUGAGUUACAAGCAUUACCGUCAUGCAGAGUUGACGCCUGUAAGUCACGAACACUGCCUACCAAGUCAUCUGGACGACUCUGAGGCAUCAAUGGGGCUGGACCCCAUGGGCGAAGGGGGGCACCUGUCGCCUCGUCAUGACCACCUGGCAGACCAACUGCCACUACCGGAGCUGCAGCCUCAUGACUUUCGAGGACUUCCCGCACUGCGUUCUCCAGAGCCCCCGAGGUCCCCUUACCUUUCGCCUAGCCCAACACCAGAUGCUCUGCGUUCAUAUCUAGUCACCACUGAUGGCCUACGCUCCCCUGUACACCUUGACCAGUGUGUUGACAUGACGAGAGCCAACCUCUUCCUGCGACCGGCGGAUCUCGCGAGUCUCCAGCAACGAUACCACGGGGAUAUGGGCCAUCAGUCAGGUCGUUCACAGCUCUAUGAACUAGAACGAGUGCCCUCACACUCGGUGGAUCUCAGUGUAACAGGGCGCACACUGACCUACACGAGUGAGGCUCUUAGACCAGGGUCUGUUUGCACGACAGUGUACGUGUCAGAUUCCCAUCCGGACGACCGUCACUCCCUUGAUCUUACUCUUCCAAGACAUGAUCCUGAUUUACAUAGAGCAAAUUCCCCCAACCCCAACCACCCUGCAAACCGCGGGGUUUCACCACAUUCCCAAUUCUCUCCGCACAACCAGCUGUCGCCUAGUAACCAGUUAUCACCACACAAUCAGUUGUCACCUCACAACCAACUCUCCCCUCAUAACCAGUUAUCUCCCCACACUCAACUUCCACCAUAUUCCCAACUUUCUCCGCACGGACACAUGUCACCACUUGUCAAUUUAGGUAUGGUGGAGCGAGGAGGGGUGGGCAGCCCCCCGCUCUCUCCUACAGCUAACCCCCCACUACCUCCCAUUAGCCGCAUUGUGGCUCCUGCAUCUCAUUCACCAUUAUUUACCUCGCGACAGAUGUCUCCAAUACCUAGACCUGAGUUGUCACCUUCCUUCACUACCCAUACACAUGGGGAAGUAUUUGUUACAGGGGGGGCUGUGCCUCUACAACCCAGCACUCCAGGGCCACCCCUCACCCCCACACCUCAGAUUACCAAAGAUAGAUCUUCACCCUAUUCUCAGUACCCCUCCUCCCCAUACCCUCGUCAUCAUAGCCAUUCCUCCCCACCACCAACAUACCAUUACCAGUAUUACUGACCACGGCUCACACCUUCACCCUCACAUUCACCUGAGAGUUGCCAAAACUCUUUCGUUUUUCCUUUAUAACCCUGAUAGUGUUGAACCUUCCCUCUCUGCCCACUGUUCCUAGUACUGUACCAACGAGGAUGGACCUUCUCAGCCCACCAGGUGUGGCCAUUAUCAGUACCAGGAUUGUUCCUGAUCCUUCUCCGUGUGAGUUACAACGACUGAGGUAUAUACCUCACUGAAGGCCAGACAUUCUAAUGGCGAUUUUUACUCAAUUAUUUUUAGGUACUGUCGUUCAUUGUGGGCAUUUCCAGUUUAAAUACCCAGUUUCAUAAUUUAUAAGCUCAAUUCAACUAAUACUGAUUACUCAAAGGUUUUUAACGACCGUGAUAUAAAUUUAACUCCUGAUAAGAGUUGUGCUUUUUAUAUCCUAUGGGUAAAUACUGUCUUGUAUUUGUGGUUCAUCUUCCUCCCCUCCUCUCAGUGACCCACAGCAUAGUCUUGCCUCUUGUCUCCUUUCCUCCUUCAUCGUUAAGGGCUGCCCUAUGUGUGGAGGCUUGCCUUCAUCGUGCCAGAGCUUCCCAGGGCUAGGGCUGCUUAGUGCCAAGGUAGUUCAUUGCUAGGGUUGCCCAGUGCUAGGACUGCUUGGUGCUAGGACGGCUCAGUACUGGCGCUGCCCAGCGUUAGGGCUGCCCAGUGCGAAAUGGUUGUCUUUUUUACGGCUUCUGAAUGAACCAGUAAUGUUGUGUCUGUAGGAGGACCUGCAAUUUCCUCAUGUAUUGUGUCUAGGGUCACUCUUUUUUUUCCUCUCAUUUAUCACAUACCUUAUUGUCUCGGUUGUGACCCUCAACUUUAAUCGUGUAUACAUGAUUGCCUCUUCCAACUCAGGGAGUGCUGUUUUACGGAGUUCUUUCUAGUGAUCUGAGAGGCAUGACCCAUGAGGGCCAGGAUGGCCACAGGGCAGUGGACAAAUGAAUUACUGACACACUCCUCCUAUGCACUCAACCAUAACAUAUGCAAAUGCAAUAUAUAUGCAAUGUGUAACGAAGCCUGGCAAUUGCAUAGGCCAUGUUUGUGCCCCAAAGCAAAGCCAGGCGUCGAGCUGAGUCACUCAAGAGGCGGGCGGGGUGAUGAUUGUGUUGUGUGGGAUAUGUCUCCCCGUAUCCACAGUGGCCCUCGUGGCUGGUGUGCGGACUCACCCACCCUCCUAAAAUGGCACCCACUGCAUCAAUCUUAUUUUUCAAUUUCGUGCCAAGACGCGGCACGAGAAGGCCUACCUAGCCUUCCGUGUGGUGGUCAGUUUUCACAGGACCCUGGGACUGUUGUUUGAACCAAAGGUUGCAGAGAAGGGUAUGAAAUAUGUUAUAAGUUAUAUAUAUAUAUAUAUAUAUAUAUAUAUAUAUAUUAUAUUAUAUAUAUAUAUAUAUAUCGUGCCGAAUAAGUAAAACUUGCGAUAUUGGCUUAAAUAGCAACACACUUCUUGACUAAUAAGGCAAGCGAAAAUUUGUGUAUGCAAUCAUUUCGCAAAAAUCAUUCUGAACCUAACGAAAAAAAUAUAUUUUAUUGUGUUUGCUUAUUAUUUAAUUCCUGUAAAGUUACCUAAAAUAUAUUAAGUUAGAUUUGGCUAAAUUAAAUUGCACUUGUUAUAAUAAGAUUAGGUAAGUUUUCUAAGGUUCUUUUGGUACAAAAUUAUUAAUUUUUACAUUAACAUAAAUGAAAUAAGGACUUAAUUUUAAAUGAAUCUUGCUAAUUGACCAAUUUUACCUAUGC
Messenger RNA from Cherax quadricarinatus, 6786 nucleotides. NCBI's taxonomy places the organism in Eukaryota, Metazoa, Arthropoda, Malacostraca, Decapoda, Parastacidae. The record is from RefSeq and is a predicted model, not a curated record.